GCUUUGUUUGGUCUCGUUCCUGCCAGUUGUUGGGUUGGGUGUGAGAAAGUAGCUACGUGAUAUAGCCUGAGCGUUGUGUACGGUGGACAGCGUCUGUUUACAGAUGAGUCACCCGGGCUGUUUGAAGAUCACAACUCUUUCUCUCCUCUGUUCCUUCUCAGGGUCUUUUGUAAGCAUCCGGCGCAUCCACCAUUGAAUGGGAAAGGCAGGUUGUGACCGGAAUCGUACUCUUGCUGUGCCCAGACCCUUACAUCACUCUGGAGAGGAGGAGACAAGAAUGCCAGUCUGGAAAGCUCCAGGAGUGAAGAAGCAAGAAGCAACCCUCCAAAUUAAUCACUUUUAUGUCAUCUUUUCAUCCCUUCACAUAAACAAGGGACGAGUGCGAGAGACAUAAAAAAGAGAGAGAAAGAGUGAACAAAAAGCAGUGAACAAGCUCUCCGUCUUUCUUCUGGAAAACUUGGCCUGCUAAGAACAGUGGGCAUUGGAUGAAAGCGUGUGUGCCGGGCACGCCUAUGUUUGUUGUGAGACAGUAGACGAGAGGAGAAGAGAGGGGGAGGGAGUUGCUACUGUAGCCAGUCCCGCCUUUGUUUCUGUGUGUUGGUGUGUGCGCGCACAGUUCAGUCAUAAGCAGAGAAAAACAAAGAGGGAGCACCUAACCUUGUGAGGCUUGUCGGAUGGAGCAGGGAGAACAGCCUUCUCCUUCAGAUCCUCCAGUUUAUCCUCCUUUCUCACCCUGCGGAGUGUGAACCAAACAACGUUGUCUUGAGUCUGCUUAGACUCAAGCGCCUGUAAACGCCAGUCCUGCGGCUCCGUGUGACUUCUGCUACGCUCCUGCUGCGGAUCACCAGUCAUCCACAGUCGCUGCGCUGCGCUCUGCACUGCCUGUUGUGCACUGCUUGCUCCUCGUCCAGUUAACCAGCGAGGGUAGAGGAGAAAGCAGCCGAGGCAGUAAUUGAGGAGGCUUACGAAAGACAAGAUGGGAGUCCUGCUUUGCAGCUUGCUGGUACUGGCGCUUGUCUGUCAAAGCCAUAGCUCCGAUAGCUCUCUCCACAGGUUUAAAAGGUACCAGGAGGGCCCCCAGUCAGGCCCUAGUGAUUGCACCAGGGGUAUCCAGCCCCCUGUGGUCAUGGCCAACUCCCACAACUUUUCCUUGGAUGUCCGCAUGCCCGGAGUCAGCCCCACAACGUCCGAUUCCUAUUUAUGUGUGGCGGUGCCAGUUCCGACAAGCAGGGAUGCUUAUAUAGUGGACUUUGUGCCUCAUGCCAGUAUGGACACGGCUCACCACAUGUUGCUGUAUGGCUGCCGGACCCCAGUCUCAACUACCGGCUACUGGGACUGUGGGAGUGCCCAGGGCACCUGUGAGGAUGAUGGUGCCAUCAUGUAUGCCUGGGCCCGCAACGCUCCGCCCACAAAAUUGCCUAGAGAUGUGGGGUUUAAAGUCGGAGGAAAGUCAAAGAUCACAUACUUCGUAUUGCAGAUCCAUUACGGGGAUAUCAGUGCUUUUAGAGACCACCAUAAAGACUGCUCAGGACUUACAUUAAGAAUGACUUCCAAACCACAGCCCUUCAUUGCUGGCAUGUAUCUGAUGAUGUCUGUGGAUACUGUCAUCCCUCCAGGCAGUAGAGUUACCAACGCUGAUAUUGCUUGCGAAUAUGAUUCAUAUCCAAUGUACCCAUUUGCCUUCAGGACCCACACACAUCGUCUCGGUCAGGUCGUCAGUGGAUACAGGAUUCGAGAUGGAAAGUGGACUCUGAUUGGACGGCAGUCGCCACAGUUGCCACAAGCGUUCUAUGCGGCCACCCAGGGCGUUGAUGUCAGGUAUGGAGACACGAUUGCUUCCCGAUGCGUGUUCACCGGAGAGGGGAGGACCUCAAAAACUUACAUCGGGGGUACCUCCAAUGACGAGAUGUGUAACUUCUACAUCAUGUACUACAUGGACAACAAGCAUGCAGACCCCUUCAUGGACUGCAUGCAGGAUGGCUCCAAAGAGCUGUUCCGCCAUAUUCCGUCAGAAGCCAACGUUCCUAUUCCUGUCAGUCCAGACAACAUGAUGACUAUGAUGCACUCGGGACACCAUGCAACAGGUCAUCAAGAUGACAUGACACUAUUGGAGCCAAAGAGAGCAGAGGAGGAGAUCCUGGAUCAGGGGUACCACCUGGAGGAGGUGAUGGACUGGCCGGAAAACCCACUACAACUGGGUCAGGUGUCUGGUCUUGCCCUUGACUCAGAUAAUAACCUUGUCAUCUUCCAAAGAGGAGACCACCAAUGGGGUGUCAACUCCUUUGACAACCAGGCCAGAUACCAACAACGUUCCCUUGGUCCUAUCCAACAAUCCACCAUUCUAGUCAUAGAUCCUGUCAAGGGCAAUGUCCUCAAGGCCUCCGGACGAAACAUAUUUUACUUGCCUCAUGGAAUAACUACAGAUGCACAUAAUAAUUACUGGGUGACUGAUGUGGCCCUUCAUCAGGUGUUCAAAGUGGGAAACAAGGGCAAGGACAAGCCCCUGGUGGUUCUGGGUGAAGCCUUUGAACCAGGAAGUGAUAAAGAGCACUUCUGCAAGCCCACUGAUGUAGCUGUCGAUACCAUGACCGGAAAUGUCUACAUAUCUGAUGGAUACUGCAAUGCCAGGGUUCUCAAGUUCUCACCAGAGGGCAAAUACCUUUCGCACUGGGGAGCAGGUUCGUCUGACAGACGGAGGAGGCUCCCAUUCCGGAUCCCCCACAGUCUGGCCUUCCUGCCCGACAGACGGGAGCUGUGUGUGGCUGAUCGGGAGAAUGGCCGUAUUCAGUGCUUUGUAGCUGAAUCCGGGGAAUUUGUCAAGGAGAUCAAGAAGGAAGAAUUUGGUGAAGAAGUGUUUGCUAUCGCUUACACGCCGGCUCAUGGUGGUCUGAUUUAUGCUGUGAAUGGGGAAUCACCAUAUGGACGCUCAGCUCCUCUCAGCGGUUUUGUGAUAAACUAUUCAUCCAAAGAGAUCCUGGACACAUACAGCCCAGACUCUCAGGAGUUUAAGAUGCCUCAUGAUAUAGUUGUGAACAAAGACGGUGCUGUCUUUGUUGGUGAUGCAGCCUCAGACUCAGUAAUAAAGUUUACUUCUGAAAAAGCUGAACAUCGUUCUGUUAAGAAAGGUGGAAUCGAAGUACAAGAAAUAGAAGAAACGGAGACCUUCGUCCAGACCAACCUGAAGCCUGUACACACGGUGUCCUUUCAUGUGGCAGUGGCCAGUCAACAGAAGCCCCCAGAGGUCCUCACCCAGGAACACCACCAUGCCCCUGAGUCACCUCCACCCCCCAAAUCCCAGCAGCAGCAGACCCAUGAGGAGGAUAAGCAGAAGGUCAAGACCAUAGCCAAACAGAGUGCCCGGGGAGUGUCCCCGGCUGUCAUUAGCACCCUCCUGCUCAUCCCAGUGGUGGUGGUCAUCUCCAUUGGGCUGUUUAUCCGCUGGAGGAAGAGCAGGAUGUAUGGAGAUGGGUGUGAGGUGAAACUGGAACCCAACUCUGCUGGAGGAAUCUUGGGAAAACUCAGAGGCAAAGCAGCUGGCAGUCUAAACCUGGGCAACUUCUUUGCCACUCACAAGGGCUACAGCAGGCAAGGCUUUGAUCGCCUCAGCACAGAGGGCAGCGACCAGGAGAAGGAUGAUGAGGACGCCACAGACUCAGAGAACGAGGAGUACUCUGCCCCACCUCCGCCCGUCCCUUCUUCCACCUCCUAAGACCCCUUGGUGUCUUCUAAACCAAUGCCUGCCCUUGCACCCGCACACUGACUAACUCUCUCCGCUCAUGCUCCCAGGAUGUACUUUAAUUGUAUAUUUAACAGUUUUGUGUUGGCUGCCAAUCUUUCUUUCUUUUUUGCGCGCGGAAACAUACUACUUUCCCAAGUAUAUUGUGUAACUGUCAUUAUUUAUACAUGUAAGUUAUCUGGACCAGAUUUGAGUUGAGUACUAUUAGAAAUCAGAAAAGUUAUAUAGAAUAUAAUUUUAACAGGAGACAAGAAAGCAAGAAUACUUUUAUUUUUAUAAUGAUUUUUUCUGAUAGGAGAGUUUUCAUCCACAUACCUAAUCAGCUAAAUGUUAUUCAGUUUUUAUCCUUUUAGGAUUUUAUACUUUGGUUCACAAUAUUUAAAUUCCACUUUUAUCUGUACAUUUGUGCCUUUUUAAUUAAGUACUUUGCCUUUCUGCAGCACCAAUUAUUAGAAACGUGCCACAUAAUGGAAAGAGCUGCUGCUAGUGUCACAUGUACGUUUUAUUGUAUUGCAUUCAAUUGAAAGGAAAAAAAGAUUAUUAUCCUGUAUAUCUAAAGCUGUAUUUAUGAGAUUUUACAAUCAGAUGUGAGCUGUGUCUGAUAUUUAUUGUGACAUACUGAGGUUUUAUUGCAAGAAUACUAUUUUCAGUAAUAAUGUUAUUUGUGUAAUAAAGUGUCUGCAAAGCA
Molecule: messenger RNA, 4424 nt
Organism: Hypomesus transpacificus
Lineage: Eukaryota; Metazoa; Chordata; Actinopteri; Osmeriformes; Osmeridae
Gene: pam
Product: peptidylglycine alpha-amidating monooxygenase
Exons: 26
Coding region: 977-3709 (910 amino acids)
Biological process (GO): peptide metabolic process
Cellular component (GO): extracellular region; membrane
Molecular function (GO): copper ion binding; peptidylglycine monooxygenase activity; protein binding
Source: RefSeq, a predicted model, not a curated record